CUCAGAAUCUACUCUAAAUAGAUCGGCCACCAAGGGAUCUUCCAUACAUACCUACUUACUAUCCAAACCAUCAUCAUGCAUUUUUCUCUUCUCGCGCUCCCCUUUGCCGCCCAGGCUUUCGCGGCGGCAUUGGCAACUCCUGGGCAGCCUGGAAAUAUUGCGGAGCGAGAUGCUGCUAAAGGAGAAAUCGAGUCGCGAGACAGCGGGUUCCAGAUCAACUACUAUACAGACGGUGGCUGCUCCUCUUUCCUCGUCGCUGUCUUCCCGCCCACCGAUGGUAGCUGCUAUGACUACUCAUACUCUGGCGACAGUAGCGCCAACAUCGCUAACUGUGAUGCUACGGGGGACUCCAGUUGCUACUGUAACUUCUAUGCGCAGUCAGGCUGCCAGGGCGCAGAGCAGGUUAUUGGGUACACCAGCGACGACUGUGCCUCAAACUAUGGUCAUGGUUUCCUCUCCAUGGCGUGUUACUAUUAAGAGUUAGGAUAGUAUAGCAGUUGAGAUGUUGAUUCUCUGCAGGAAUAGUCUAGGUGGAGGAAUAGUCUAGGUGGAGGACUAGUCAGGGGCUCGCGGACGCUCUUUCGAUGACGGUACCUGAC
Messenger RNA from Daldinia loculata, 599 nucleotides. RefSeq lists its product as uncharacterized. Bases 76 to 477 code for a protein of 133 amino acids. NCBI's taxonomy places the organism in Eukaryota, Fungi, Ascomycota, Sordariomycetes, Xylariales, Hypoxylaceae. The record is from RefSeq and is a predicted model, not a curated record. The transcript is spliced from 2 exons.